CCCACGCUUACGAUACGCGGCCCAACGCCCUCGAGAGGCCAAUAUCUGACACCUGGGUCAUCUGCCACGCCACUUGGCUUUCAACUUCUCACCAACAGCAUAACCUGAGUGCAACUAUGCAUCUCCAUUCACUGUAAUUGGUCAAGGAGAAAAGGAAAAUAACAGUCAGGAUUGUCAGGAUUCAGCAACUCAUCAUGACAACAGACGGAGGACUUGCCACCUUGGAUUCGUCCAUGGCCGAUCGCCUGCCCGAGGUGAGCCAACAUCUAUUCCGGGCCAAGGCCAUCAAAGGAGUGUCGUUCGAGGACAUGGCCAAGGCCCUAGGCAUAAGCGAGGUUGCCGUGGCAGGCAUGUUUUACGGCCAGGUCCAGGCGUCCGCGGACGACGUCGUCACGCUCUCCCAUCUACUGGAUUUGACUGAGGAGAGCCUGGCCCCCCUGAUGCGCUUUCCCGACCGGGGCCGCGCAGGACCCAUGCCCCCCGUCGAACCCCUCAUCUACCGCCUCUAUGAGAUUGUCCAGAACUACGGCUAUGCAUUCAAGGCUGUCUUGAAUGAGAAGUUUGGCGACGGUAUCAUGAGCGCCAUCGCAUUCCGGACAUAUGUCGACAAGGAGGUAGAUGAAACGGGGAACCCUUGGGUGGUUAUCACCCUGAAAGGCAAAUGGCUUCCUUUCACUCGGUUCUAGACAGUCCACACUUCGACCAUGAUGAAGGCCACGAGGCAACACACCUGGUCACCCAAGGGAGACAUACAUAAUUUUAUGGGACCAAAGGAAGUUGGGCAUGGAUUUCCCCUCCAGGCCAGAAUAUACGCAGAAGGAAUCUUUGAUAUCACCUCGGUCUUAUCGUGCGAAUAUCCUUUUGAGUCC
Molecule: messenger RNA, 869 nt
Organism: Sodiomyces alkalinus F11
Lineage: Eukaryota; Fungi; Ascomycota; Sordariomycetes; Glomerellales; Plectosphaerellaceae
Product: cyanate hydratase
Exons: 4
Coding region: 195-686 (163 amino acids)
Molecular function (GO): DNA binding; cyanate hydratase activity
Source: RefSeq, a predicted model, not a curated record